This is a messenger RNA of Armigeres subalbatus, 1531 nucleotides long. RefSeq lists its product as uncharacterized. Bases 375 to 1331 code for a protein of 318 amino acids. NCBI's taxonomy places the organism in Eukaryota, Metazoa, Arthropoda, Insecta, Diptera, Culicidae. The record is from RefSeq and is a predicted model, not a curated record. The transcript has 5 exons. Gene Ontology annotation, molecular function: NAD binding; ADP-ribose diphosphatase activity; NADH pyrophosphatase activity.
AGUAGAUGUUUAUAUGGUUUAUGUAAACGCUUCGAACGGAGACAUUCGGUUAUCUCGCUCGCAAGUUGCCAUUCAUAAAAUUCGUUUCAAUUGUUCCCCCAGUUGAUUGUGCUCUAGGCCGGACCUUUGUUCGAAAGGUAGCGACUGACGAGCUCCGUGAAUCAAUUCGCAUCUGGAUCAACAAAGUAGACAAUGGGAUCGCAAUACCAGCUCAAUCGCUGGAAUAUCUGCUGACCUUGGACCACUACUGUAAACCCAUCCAUCGCAGUGAACUCUGCUGCUGUCCACGUUGGGUGUCCACAUUAAUGAGUUAGCGCGUUCAGCAAACAGACAGUGCUUAUCAUUUUAGUUCUUUUUAUUUGAGGGAAAGUUAAAUGACAAGUGUGCUCAUUCGAAAUCAAUUAUUGUCUCGGUAUAAAUGUAAUUUCGCUGUGCCGAUUAUAAAGCUGUGCGCUAGGAAAAUGAGCGAGAAAGCUGACACCGUUUUGAACGCUUCGGAUAACUGGUUCAAUAAAUAUGUCGCCGUUGAGGAUGCACCGGAAGGGAUAUUCAAAGGUGUUUCCGAUCGGUUCAACGGAAUUACUGUCGACUCGAAUAUUGAAACAUGCCACCCGGAACAAUUCUCAUCUGUCUUGCAAAAAUCCCUUACUCAUUGGACUGACAACAAGAAAAGAGGCAUAUGGUUCAAGGUUUCACUGAAUUCUAGUCAUUGGGUCCCCGAGCUGGUUAACCACCAAUUCAAAUUCCACCAUGCCAAGGACAAUUUUGUCAUGAUGUACCGCUGGUUGCCCACCGAUGAAAGUCAGAACAUACCACCAUAUUCGCAUACAAUGGUCGGGGUCGGUGCUUUAGUGCUGAACAAUCGUAAUCAAAUACUCGUGGUUAGCGAGAAGCAUGCGCUGAUCAAGGGCUCGUGGAAGCUUCCAGGUGGAUACGUGGAGCCAGGUGAAAAUUUCGUGGAAGCUGCAAUUCGAGAGGUCCAUGAAGAAACAAACAUCAGAACUAAAUUCGAAUCGGUUAUUUCUCUACGACACGCUCACGGUGCCGGCUUCGGGUGCUCUGAUCUUUACAUUGUCAUGGCUCUACUGCCUGAGAGCAACGAAAUUGUGAAAUGUGACCGAGAGAUUGCCAAAUGUGAAUGGAUGGACAUCGAGGAGUACUUGCAGCAUCCAAAGGUGCACGAAACUAAUCGAAAUUUUGUCCGUACUUAUAUGAAGUACAAGAAAAACGGUAUAAAAUUGAUGUGCAAGGAUGAGGUGCAUUCGAUAUUAAAAAAGCAAUACAACAUCUACCAAGUAGAACUGGAUAAUGAAGAACCUCCAAAGUUAUAGCGAUCUGUAGUCAUACAAAUCCCGAAAUGUAUAGAAACCGAAUGCGAUUAUUUUGAACAAAAAUAUUCAUUAGUCAGAUACUAUUAUGUAAAUAUUUUUCAAGCAAAUAAAGCAAUGUUAAGUUUUUAGAAAAUAUACAAACAAUCAUGAUGAAUCCUAUGUACGAAAUCAAUUAGCGAUAAUAGAAAAAAAAAUCGGCA